Corythoichthys intestinalis (scribbled pipefish) is the source of this 7598-nucleotide messenger RNA. It is a transcript of the gene kdm4aa, whose product is annotated as lysine (K)-specific demethylase 4A, genome duplicate a. The transcript is spliced from 21 exons. Gene Ontology annotation, molecular function: histone H3K9 demethylase activity; histone H3K36 demethylase activity. NCBI's taxonomy places the organism in Eukaryota, Metazoa, Chordata, Actinopteri, Syngnathiformes, Syngnathidae. The coding region runs from base 168 to 3314 and encodes 1048 amino acids. The record is from RefSeq and is a predicted model, not a curated record. Gene Ontology annotation, biological process: chromatin remodeling; regulation of gene expression. Gene Ontology annotation, cellular component: chromatin; nucleus.
CCGCCUUUUGCUCCAUGUAAACAAACCCACACUGGGCAUGCGUCACCGCCGUAAUGGACGACUGUCUUUUCUACCCGGACUUCACGCCUCUCUUUCUACUCCGCUAACUUGCGGCUUGCGAAGCUGAAGCGCACGUGCGUCCUGCUUCGCACUCUCGUCGCGGAAAGAUGAGCUCCGCCGACACGGCCGCCCAGAGCGCGGCAUGCAGGAUCAUGACGUUCACGCCGUCGGCCGAAGACUUCCGAGACUUUGGCCGCUACGUGGCCUACAUGGAGUCUCAAGGAGCACACCGAGCGGGGAUGGCCAAGGUGAUCCCGCCAAAAGGCUGGCGGCCGCGGAAGACAUACGACGACAUGGACGAGUUGGUCAUUCCCGCUCCCAUUCAGCAGGUGGUGACGGGCCAAUCUGGCCUCUUCACACAGUACAACAUUCAGAAGAAGCCCAUGACCGUUCAAGAGUUCCGGAGGACCUCCAACAUGGACAAGUUCUGCCAUCCGAGCUACGUGGACUUUGACGAGCUGGAACGCAAGUUCUGGAAGAAUCUGACGUUCAACCCGCCUCUCUACGGCGCCGACGUCAGCGGGAGUCUCUACGACUCGGACGUGAACGAGUGGAACAUCGGCCGCCUGAACACCAUUUUGGACACGGUGGAACACGAGAGCGGCGUGAAGAUUAAAGGAGUCAACACGCCUUAUCUUUACUUCGGCAUGUGGAAGGCUGCCUUCGCCUGGCAUACAGAAGAUAUGGACUUGUACAGCAUCAACUACUUGCACUUUGGGGAACCCAAAUCCUGGUAUGCCGUCCCACCGGAACACGGCAGGAGACUGGAGCGUCUCGCCAAGGGUUUCUUUCCCGGCAACGCUCAGAGCUGCGAAGCCUUCCUGCGCCACAAAAUGACGCUGAUUUCGCCGUCCAUCCUCAAAAAAUACGGAAUCCCUUUCGAGAAGGUGACGCAGGAGGCGGGCCAGUUCGUCGUCACCUUCCCGUACAGCUACCACGCCGGAUUCAACCACGGCUUCAACUGCGCCGAGUCCACCAAUUUCGCCACGCGGCGCUGGAUCGACUACGGGAAACAAGCCAAGCUGUGCUCGUGCCGGCAGGACACGGUGAAGAUCUCCAUGGACGUGUUUGUGCGCAAGUUCCAGCCGGAGCGCUACAAAUUGUGGAAGGCGGGAAAGGACAACGCUCCCAUCGACCACUCCCAGCCCACGCCGGAGGCCGACGUCUUCGGGGGGGAGAGCCCGCCUCCAGAUGAGCGAGUGCCUGACAGCCCCGCCUCCAGCCCUAAAGCUCAGACGGCCGCCAAGCGACGGCUGGACACCUCGCGGGACGUCCAAUCGGAUUUGGCGGAAGAGGAGGUAGAGUCAAAGAAUGCCAAAAUGGAUUCUCCCGCCCGGGUUGAGCUGGAGACUCUAGAUCAAACGGUCAAAUUGGAGUCUGAGCCACAGCGUGAAGAAGAAGACAAAAAUCCCAUCAGUUGCUCAAGAAUGGAGACGGUCAAAUUGGAGUCUGAGCCACAGCGCCAAAAAGAAGAAGAAGAGAAAGAUGACAAAAAGUCCAUCAGUUGCUCAAGAACUGAGACGGCGUCGGCAGACACUGCCACCAACCACACGUCGGAGCCCAAGGACGGGCCGGAGCCGGACCCUGAACCGAGCGACGGCGGUGGCGAAAAGGACCCCGCCCAGCCCGACGAGGAUGAAAAACUUGACGCGAGCAACACGGGGGCGCACGCGGUGUUCCAGAGGACGCUGAGUCCCGCCGAUGUUCUUCACGUGCACAGUUACGCCAAAGGAGAAGACGCCGCGCCCAGAGACCAAGACAAGGAGGAAAGCAACGGUGGCGAUGAGGAAGUCAACCAAGACACCAGCAAACAGGGGCCCGAGGAAACUCUAAGCAAGUCGGAGCAGAGCCGUCUGGGUCAACUGCCCGGUCACCACCCGCUCAUUAAGGACGGCCUCAGCGACGAAGAGGCUCCGGAGGAAGUGUCCCCGGUCAAGGAGGGGGGCCUGGAGGGGGAAGGCUGGGCCAAAGCGCUAGCCCACCUGUGGCAGAGCAGACCCCCCAACAUCAAGCGGGAGCGCGAGUACAAUCAGCGGGCCGGCGCCAAGCCGCCCUACUGCUCCAUAUGCUCGCUCUUCCUUGCCUACCAGCAGUCGGAGGGCGCGAGCGGCAUCAACGCUCCGGUCAUGGCGGCGGGCGGGCGCAUGCGCACCAAACCCCUGAUCCCGGAGACUUGCUUCGCCACCACCACUGAAGAAGACUCGGAGUGCGAGGAGGCUCCGCCCACGCCCCGUCUGGAGGAGGACGGGACAAGCCUGCUGGUCAGCUGCUCGCAGUGCGCAGUCCGCGUCCACGCCAGCUGUUACGGCGUGGAUCCUGCCGGCGUCAGCAAGGAGUGGAAGUGCGCCCGCUGCAAAGCCAACGCCUUGAUGGAGAACUGCUGUUUGUGUUGCCUACGAGGCGGCGCUCUUCAGAGGGCCAACAACAACAAGUGGGUUCACGUGCUGUGCGCCGUGGCCGUUCUGGAGGCUCGCUUCGUCAACGUCGCCGACAGAAGUCCCGUGGAUCUGAGCGGCAUCCCACUGCAGAGAUUCAAAUUGAAAUGUUACUACUGCAAGAAGCGCAUGAAGAAGGCGUCGGGCUGCUGCGUGCAGUGCUCGCACGGGCGUUGCCCCACCGCUUACCACCCCACCUGCGCGCAGGCCGCCGGCGUGCUCAUGCAGCCCGACGACUGGCCCUUUGUGGUACACGUCACCUGUUGUCGACACAAAGGGCCCGCGCAGAUCGAGCGCAACAAGGCGGCCAUGCAGGAGCUAACGGUGGGCCAGAAAGUCAUCUGCAAGCACAAAAAUGGUCGCUACUACCAGUGCGACGUGGUGCAGCUGUCCAAGGAAACCUUCUACGAGGUCAACUUUGACGACGGCUCCUUCAGUGACAACCUCUUCCCUGAGGACAUUGCGAACCGAGACUGCUCUCAGAUGGGCCCGCCCCCGCCGGGCGAAGUGGUGCAAGUGCGUUGGACCGACGGCCUGGUUUACGGCGCCAAGUUCGUGGCGUCGCGCGUCGUUCAGAUGUACUUGGUGGAAUUUGAGGACGGCUCACAGCUGACAACAAAACGGGAUGACGUCUACUCGCUGGACGAGGAGCUGCCCAAGCGGGUCAAGUCCAGAUUGUCCAAAGCGUCAGACAUGCGCUUCGACGGCAUCUUCGAGGGCAAGGAGAUCAUCCGGGAGUCCAAGAGGCAACGGGUCAUCAACUCGCGCUACCGCGGCGACUACAUCGAACCCGUCAUUUACAGAGCCAUCAUGGAGUAGACUUUUUCUAGUUCUUUCCCCUGACGGACGGAGGUAAGGGCGGGCAGUAUUUUCAUUCUCCUCCAGGGCGGCGACUCCACUAUUUCAUUGACGUGACUUUUGACUGUGACGACAUCAAAUCACGGCGGCGACCGUCCGAAUGGAUUAGGACGUCUACGUCCGUCCUUGGGAUGUAAUUCCUUACGCCAACUGAAUUUGAUGAAGAAACUGUUUUUUUUUGUUUUGUUUUUUUUACUGUUUUCAUAGGGUAAGUGUCUAUUUCUUGUUCAGUAACUCUUUCGGUACCACUGACGAUGCUAGACGUCCAAUCAGCAAAUGAGUUUAUCGCUAGUAGACGUUCGGUCCAUUUGAAGCGGGAGAGUGGCAGCGAAUUAACAUUUGUUUGUCAGUACUAGAAAAAAAAAAAGUGAUAAUAUUACAAGGUUAAAGUCCUAGUAUUCUUACCAGAAAAUUUGUGGUAGUAUUAGUACAAGAAAAAGGUAAAGUCGUAGUAUUAUUACCCAAAAAAAAAUUGUAAUAUUACGAGAAGUGAUACUAUUAAUACUAGAAAAGAAUUGCAAUUAUACAAGGUUAAUGUUGUAGCAUUUUGACUAGAAAAAAUUAGCAGUAUCGGAACAAGGGAAAAAAAAGUUAUAAUACUAUUAGGUUAAAAUCAAAGUAUUAGCAUCAGGGGAAAAAAGUAAUAUAACGAAAAUAAAGUUGUAGUAUUAGUACCAGAAACCAAUUGUAAUAUGAUGAGAUUAAAAACGUAGUAUGAGUAUGAAGGAAUCUGACCUUUUUAGCCAGACUGCUGGAAUCACGCCAGUUGAACCGUCAGACCCACGCUGGCGCAGCUCCAACGACCCGGGCAGGCGGGACCCAGCCAUCCUGGCAAAAAGGCAAAACUCCACGCGUUCACCUUAAUUUUAACCCUUUGUACUGACUCCAUUUUAAAAGGUUUAAAAUAGGCUCACCGAAAACAAGUUGACAAUUUAUUAAGGUCGACAGCUGAAUUGUGUCAUAUUCUAGUAAUUACAUUUGGAAAUUUGGUUCUAGGACAUUUGGUUUGUGCGCAAUCCUCAAAAUGAGUUCAAAAAAAGCCAUUCUCACCUUUUGAGCGUGAGAUCUAUGCACUUUUCCAGAGAAAUGUAAUAUUGAUGAUAACAAUCAAACAGCAAGGCGAAACAGACUCAGGCAGGAAGGCAAGGUCACCCGAACACACGUCAAUAAAAGGUUCCCAAGAAAAAUGACGCUUAAAGUGCAUGUGACACGAAAAAGCUUGUUUAUUUCAUAAUACACGCGGUAUUUUAUGCUCCUGAAUGAUAUGGACCGCUUGGAUGUGUGUGGAAGCGAUCGCUAUAUUUAUUUAGUUUUUUUAAUCCUGCGCCAUGAAAAUGACUGACUUCCGGCUUCGGUCUUGCAUUGAGGAGGAGGGCGCUGUGACGUGUAUGAAUGAAGGCGUCCUCUUCACUAUACAGCCGUACUGUUGUGUAUGAGGACUAAGGAUUCAGCUGAUUUUGCGGAUUAAUACGUUUAUUUUUCGCAUCACGCCAGCCAAACGGCUGCAGAAAAAUCAUUCUGUAUGAGGGAGAGGUGUAUGCGCCUUUUUGGAGUUUCAAAAGGUUCCCAUUCACCGUCGAUAUUGGCUAAAACAAGCCCAACGAAUACUGUGGGACCAUUGGACUUAUGAGGAAGUGAGUAAACAUCUUGUUUAGUAUUAUGUCAAAUAUUAAUACAGCUAUUACAAAGUAAACACUACAAACUUUCUUUAAAUAAAGGACUACUUACGUUUGAUCAUUGAUAGGCAUGUAAAAAGCUCUCCUAAUGCUCAUUAGCAGCAGCACGUUAGCUGCACAACAACUCCAGCCACCCUCCUCCUGGGAACGAACUGUAAAUUGCUCUCCGCCGGGCGGUUUGCCGAUCCGCAAAGACAAUCGACAACCGGGUCGUCAUGUCAAAUAAUCCAGGCUAGUUAUGUGUGAUUUUCCGCUUGGAAGACUUUGAAACAUCACUCGGUUCGGAUUAGCAUGUCGGCUAGCUGUCACUCCUUCUGGUUUGUUUACAUUCUCCGAAGCCGGGGAAGGGAAAUGACAUAUGUCCGAUUUAGGUGUCAUAAAAUAUCGUUCGGGAGGUGCGACAGUAAAGGUGAAGUCGACAGUUAAUUUUGCCAUGUCGUCUUGAAUAAAUGGAUUUUUAUUAUUUCAUAUUCCAUUUAGCACAAGACUGUUAUUUGUCAUGACAAUGCCAUUUAUUUAGCAAUUGGGGAAAAUACUUGGAUAAAAAGAAUAUCCUGUAAAAAUAUUGGCGUAGAGAGACUGAAACAAUGACAUUUUGCGGCUCGUUCUGAACAAUUCCCCCUCAAUGGGCUGAAUAGUAAAACCGAUGAGCCCAGUCUACCGCUGACGUCAUCCACCUGUUGGGGACGCUAAAGCCCUAUAAUGGUAGGCGUGGCUAACCAGCAGAUUAAAAGACUAAUUUCUCGUCAUCUGCGCUUUGCUAAAUUGUUGUAUAUAGUCGAAUCGUCUCAAAAUAUGAUUAUAAUUCACAUAAUAAUGCCAUUUAAGACUUUUUUUCUCGUGUCGUAUGCUCUUUAAAUAUUGUCUUUUGAAAGCUCUUGCGGGGUGGACCAUGAAGAACGGUGUGUUUGGAAUUCUAGUCUGUUUGUGGAUUGGACUGGAGGAUUUGGGAGUUACUGUUGUCAGGGCAACGAGGGUCGUGGAUUUUGCCACCUCAGUAUCAAAGGGGCUCUUGGAGUCAGUAAACAGUUGUGUUAUCAGUUGGAUAUCGGGCGUUCUCCGGAGUUCCUUGUGUUGGCACAGGGUCUCCCGCCAUUUGUUCUGGACUGUCUGGGAGAACUGUUUGCGAGAGUUGGUAGUGCAGAUGUGAGCUUAUAGAUUUCAGCGUCAAUCUAACGCAGGCAGUUGCAUGACGCAGACGUUGGGCUUCCAUGAUAAGAAGGUGUCAUGUAUCUCUUAUGCCCUAUAUAGUGCUUGUUUUCCUUAAACUAUGGUAUAAAUGCUUUUUUUUUAUAUAUAUAUAUAUAUAUUGGGUGUGUUAAAAGUAAUGCAAACAGUUGGAUGGUGCCUAUGAGAAAAGGUACUAUCUCCUUCAAGUUGUCGUAUUAUUACCAGACGAUAAAAGAUUAAAGUCAUAAAAUUAGUACGAAAGAUUAGUUGUAGUAUUUCUACCAGAAAAAAAAUUAUUACGAAAAUAAAUUGGUCAUAUUUGUACUGGAAAACAAUUGUUAUAUUACGCGAUUAAAGUCAUAGUAUUAGUGCCAGAAAAAAAGCAAGAAGGCUACAAGGUUAAAUUUGUCAUAUAAGUACCAGAAAAAAAAGUAAUACUACGAAAUUAAAGUCACAGUAUUAUUAGGAGAAAAAUCGUAAUAAUACCGAAUUGACGUUGUAGUAUUUGUAACAGAAAAAAGUCGGAAAAUUACAAGAACUUUUAAAGUGUUCAAGUCUGAGGAAAUAAAAGGGACAAUGGUACAAGAUUAAAAUCAUAUUAUUAGUACUAGAAGCCAAUGGAUUAUUACAAAUUUAAGUGGUAGUACUGUAUUAGUACAAGAAAAAAAUCGUAAUAUUACGACAACGAAUGAACGUUCCUGCCAUCCCUCCCGCUUCAAAUAGAUCGGAUGUCUACGAGCGAUGAAGACGGAUGCAAAAAUCACCAGUUAAUCUAGCCCCAGAUUAACCGGGUUUCAUUUUGCCUAAUGAAUUCCAAUUUAUCGGGAUUAUAAUUUAUGGUGGAUUGGUUUGGAAUAGCUGCGAUGAAUCUACUUAUUGAUCGAGUGACGUCUAGCUCGGUCAAUGGCAGAUUGAGUUGCUGAAUCAAUGUAAAGCAUUGGGGGAAUGCAUGAAUACAUUUUUUUUUUUUUUUAUGAAAUAUAGAGAAUUAUAUAGAAAAAUACGGCUAAAAAUGAGAAAAUCAUCAAAUAAAAACAAAAAGAAAAUCCAUUAAAAAAUGUUUUUCUUAAUAUUUAAUUUUGAAUGUUUUACUUUAAAAAUACAUUUAAAAAAAAAAAUCUAUAUUUUGUUCUAUUUAAGUGUAUUUCUGAUUUUGAUUUUUUUAAAAAUAAAUAUUGUUAUAUUUUAAAAAAUGAUUCUUUUAAUUUUUUUAUUUUCAAAUGCUAAUUCAUUGUUUCUUUAACUGUAGUUUUUUUAAAUUAGAAAAAACAUUGAAAAUUAAUAUAAAUAUAUACACAAAAUCUUUUCAUUAUUUUAGGAAUAAAUAUUGAAAAUAUAAAUUUAUACACAAACUAUUUCUAAUGUUUUUUUUUUUUUAGAAAUAAACAUAUAUAUACAC